This is a messenger RNA of Diospyros lotus (date-plum), 3208 nucleotides long. Its product is annotated as linoleate 13S-lipoxygenase 2-1, chloroplastic-like. The coding region runs from base 347 to 3046 and encodes 899 amino acids. Gene Ontology annotation, biological process: lipid oxidation. NCBI's taxonomy places the organism in Eukaryota, Viridiplantae, Streptophyta, Magnoliopsida, Ericales, Ebenaceae. The record is from RefSeq and is a predicted model, not a curated record. The transcript is spliced from 9 exons. Gene Ontology annotation, molecular function: oxidoreductase activity, acting on single donors with incorporation of molecular oxygen, incorporation of two atoms of oxygen; protein binding; metal ion binding.
GCCUCACGGAUGGUUCUCUCUAUAUUAUACCAAACCAAAAUGAAAGUAUCCAUGUGUGAAUUUCAUUUCUUGCAGACCCACCCACGUACCCGCUUCGUUUAUCACGUGGAUCUCUCUCUCUCUCUCUCUCUCUCUCUCUGUGGCAGCUUCUUCUACAUAACAGAGACAGAGCUUCUCAAAAAGUUGACAAUCUCACUGUAAGCUAUACCUAUCAUACAUAUUUCCUAAACACUCUUCUCCUACCGUGAGAGCUAUUAUCUAUUUCUCCCUCUCUCUCUCGCUCUCUCUCUCUCUCUCUCUCUCUAUAUAUAUAUAUUCCUUUAAACCCAUAAAUAGUUAAGAUAAUAUGUUGAAGUCUCCGGUGCUCAGGCCUGAGACUACUGUCCAUACCCUAGCGACGUGCCGGAAGCCGUUUGUCUCAGGCACCGGCAGCGCAUCCCCAGCCAUCGGGUUGAAGCCCGCAUUCUGUGAGAGGAACAAGAGCUCUCGGGUUCGAUUCGUUCCGAGAACCGUCAAGGCCAUGGUCGCCAUCGUCACCGAGCAGGCCCCCGUUACCGUCAAAGCCGUCAUCACCGUAAAAGUUGGAAGCUUUUUCAGAAACCUUUCGCUGAGCCGCCCACUCGACGACAUAACUGAUCUGCUCGGGAAAUCGAUCCUCUUGGAGAUGGUCAGUUCGGAGCUUGACCCCAAGACGGGAUUAGAGAAGGAAACAAUAAAGGCAUAUGCGCAUUGGAAGAGCGAAAAGAAAGGGGAAGUGAAGUAUGAAUGCGAGUUUGAGAUUCCAGAAGAUUUCGGGGAGAUUGGAGCCGUGCUGGUGGAGAACGAACACCACCGGGAGAUGUUCAUAAAGGACAUGACCUUCGAUGGAGAGGGAUGCCCCCAUGGCCCCGUCACUCUCUCCUGCAAUUCUUGGGUUGUUUCCAAGUUUGACAGUCCUCGCAAGAGAGUUUUCUUCACGAACAAGUCAUACUUGCCAUCCCAGACGCCACACGGGUUAAAGAAGCUGAGAGAGGAAGAAUUGGCAUGCAUUAGGGGCAAUGGGGAAGGAGAGCUGAAGAAACACGACAGGAUUUAUGAUUAUGAUGUGUACAAUGAUCUUGGCGAUCCUGAUAGCGAUCUCAAACUCAAACGACCCCCGCUUGGUGGCAAAGACCACCCCUACCCAAGGCGAUGCAGGACGGGUCGACCGCGUUGCAAGACAGAUCCGUUGUCGGAGAAGAGGAGCGAGUCAUUUUACGUGCCAAGGGAUGAGGCGUUUUCAGAGAUAAAAGAGCUAACAUUCUCGGCCAAGACUCUACACUCGUUGCUCCAUGCACUCAUGCCAUCGUUGAGCGCGGCCUUUGUUGACUCGGAGCUCGGCUUCCCACACUUCAUGGCUAUAGAUUCAUUGUUCAAAGAUGGGAUUAACUUGCCUCCUUCCAAACAUGGAUUAUUGAUGGAUAUCCUGCCGAGGCUUGUCCGCUUCAUUGGCGAAGUUGAGGAUGGUUUGUUGCGCUUUGAGACGCCACAAUUGAUGGAAAGAGACCAAUUUGCUUGGAUUAGGGACGAGGCAUUUGCUCGUCAGACUCUUUCAGGUCUAAAUCCAUAUAGUAUUCAAUUGGUCACAGAAUGGCCUUUGAAGAGCAAAUUAGACCCCAAAGUUUAUGGCCCUGCCGAAUCUUCCAUCACCAAAGAGUUGGUCGAGCAAGAGAUCAAAGGCUACAUGACAGUUGAAGAAGCCAUAAAACAAAAGAAGUUGUUUAUGCUAGACUACCAUGACUUGCUUUUACCCUACGUGAAAAAAGUAAGAGAAGAGGAAGGGACAACCCUAUAUGGAUCAAGGACUUUGUUUUUCCUCACGCAUGACUGCACAUUGAGGCCAUUAGCCAUUGAGUUAGCUCGACCCCCGAUAGAUGGUAAGCCUCAAUGGAAGCAAGUGUUCACUCCCACCUGGCAUGCUACAGGCCACUGGCUUUGGAAGCUAGCUAAGGCUCACGUUCUUGCUCAUGACUCUGGUUAUCACCAAUUAGUUAGUCAUUGGCUAAGAACUCAUUGCGUCACAGAACCUUACAUAAUAGCCAGCAAUAGGCAGCUUAGCGCCCUGCACCCAAUUUACAGGCUAUUGCACCCUCAUUUUCGAUACACGAUGGAGAUCAACGCGUUGGCUCGUGAAGCCCUUAUUAAUGCAAACGGCGUUAUUGAGACAGGUUUUUCACCUUCCAUAUACUCCAUGGAGCUUAGCUCUGCCGCCUACGAUCAACAAUGGCGCUUUGAUCUCCAAGCACUUCCAGCUGAUUUAAUUAGCAGGGGAAUGGCUGUGGAGGAACCAAAUUCUCCACAUGGGCUGAAGCUAGCAAUUGAGGACUACCCGUUUGCAAAUGAUGGCUUACUUCUAUGGGAUGCAAUCAAAGAAUGGGUAACACGAUAUGUAGAACACUAUUACCUAGAUGCAAGUGUUAUAGAAGGUGAUGAAGAGCUUCAAGCAUGGUGGACUGAAAUUCGAACAGUAGGGCACGAGGAUAAAAAAGACGAACCAUGGUGGCCAAUGCUCAAGACCCCCCAAGAUCUAAUAGGAAUUCUCACUACUAUUAUAUGGGUAACCUCUGGUCAUCAUUCAGCUGUUAACUUCGGCCAAUAUGCAUAUGGAGGCUAUUUCCCAAAUCGGCCAACCAUUGCGAGAAACAAAAUGCCAACUGAAGAUCCGACCGAUGAAAAGUGGAACGCUUUCAUUAAGAAACCUGAACUUACCCUCUUAGAAUGCUUACCUACUCAAAUUCAAGCUACGAAAAUUAUGGCCAUCUUGGAUGUGCUAUCGAAUCAUUCUCCAGAUGAGGAGUAUAUAGGAGGGCAGCUAGAGGAUUCAUGGGCAGAAAAUCCGGAGAUAAAGGCAGCAUUUGAGCAAUUUCAUGGGGAGUUAAUAAAUAUUGAAGGAGUGAUUGAUGCUAGGAAUGCGGAUAAGGACUUGAAGAAUAGAUGUGGAGCUGGGAUAUUGCCGUACGAGCUUUUGAAGCCAUAUUCAGAUCCUGGAGUAACAGGAAAGGGCGUCCCAAACAGCAUCUCAAUCUAAGAAGUAAAUGUAUUUUGCGUAUUCAAACGCAUGCAACAAUAAAAGUGAGAAAUAUUUUGACCAAUCAGUUGCAUGUAUUUUCUUUCUUUAAGUUAACAUAAUGUUUUCUUUUCUAGUGCUUUCAAAACUUUGCAUUUGUUAAAAAUUAUUGCCCUUUUGGAA